Diaporthe citri is the source of this 495-nucleotide messenger RNA. RefSeq lists its product as uncharacterized. The record is from RefSeq and is a predicted model, not a curated record. NCBI's taxonomy places the organism in Eukaryota, Fungi, Ascomycota, Sordariomycetes, Diaporthales, Diaporthaceae. Gene Ontology annotation, molecular function: structural constituent of ribosome. The coding region runs from base 1 to 495 and encodes 164 amino acids. Gene Ontology annotation, cellular component: mitochondrial large ribosomal subunit. The transcript is spliced from 3 exons.
AUGGCGACCACCAACGUGUCACAAUACGUCAACCUGGCGAAGACGCUCCCUCCCAAGCUCCAGCGAUUCUUCGCGCGCUACCCGCCAACCCAGAUCCUCAAUCAAAAGCCGGACGGCGAAUAUGCGAAGACCGGCUACCAAGAAGAGCGGCGGAACCCAUUCCAGCCCAAGAAGUUCCACCCGACCGGCAGGGUCCACAACCCGGUGUACUCGCUCAGGAGACAGGCGGACCUGGUGAAGCUGGCGCGGGACAAUGGCGUCGAGGAGCUGCUGCCCUUCACGCCCAAGAAGACGGAGGAGCAGCUGAAGCACCGCGUCAAGUACGGCCUGAGGGUGAAGGGAACGGGUGUGGACCAGAAGGUCAAGGGAAAGAUCCACGAGAGACAAUUGGCCACCAAGAUGGAGAAGAGGAGAGAAGCCAUGCUCAAGAUGCCCGCACUCAUCCGGGAAUGGAAAGCGGUUGGGAGGAAGAACUGGACCAAAUGGCCCAAAUAA